AUGACGGGGCCCGAAAAAUCCCCGGAUGUUGCGGAACAAGUUUCGUUUGGAGGCACCGCAUAUUCAAAUGAACCAUCGGUUGAAGUUGCCUGGGCAGUGCAGGUAACAGAAGUGGAAUUAAAGGGUGAGAAUAAGCAACGAUGGUACACAUUCUGUGAGCAUUUUAGGGAAGAAAUAAAAGACUAUAAUUUGGGGACGAUUAUGAGGAUAGGCGCUGAUGGUGCGUACACCGAAACAAAUACAAUCAUCGUCCCAAAGAUCAUAUAUUUGGCGAUCGAGAUUGCCCGGAACAAAGAAGGUCUCAACGAAAGACAUAAGGAAAGUUUCAAGAUCGAGCACGAGAAAAUUAGCCGUGAAGGAGGCAAUAUAUGCUAUCCAUUCUGUGCUUGCUUAGUAGUAUUUUUAAAGGCUGCCGAAAGGGCAAGCAUUCAUAUGAGCCUGCUGAUGGCUUGCGAUACAAAAAUGCUAACGAUGCAUAAGAAGCACAAUGAUAUUUAUGAGAAAUUCCGGGAAAUGUUCCCCGAUCUGAACGUUGAAAGGGUAACAGAAGUGGAAUUGAAGGGUGAGAAUAAGCAGCGGUGGUACACAUUCUGUGAGCAUUUUAGGGAAGAAAUAAAAGACUAUAAUCUUGGGACGAUUAUGAGGAUAGGUGCUGAUGGUGCGUACUCCGAAUCAAAUACAAUCAUCGUCCCAAAGAUCAUAUAUUUGGCGAUCGAGAUUGCCCGAAACAAAGAAGCACUGUAA
Messenger RNA from Gongylonema pulchrum, 744 nucleotides. The record is from the annotation of a GenBank genome assembly. NCBI's taxonomy places the organism in Eukaryota, Metazoa, Nematoda, Chromadorea, Rhabditida, Gongylonematidae.